AUGGCGAACUUACUGAAUGACGUCGAGAUAGAUCGACUCUUGUCAGAGGCCGAGGAACGUCUCCGAGCGAAGACUACGCCAGGGCUUUCCGCCUCGAACAAUGAAGAGAUCAGUCUGCACAACGGUGAGCUGGAGAAAGCCACAGUUAGAAAAAUGCUCCCCAAGCUCCAGCAUAACUUGAGUCAGACAACUUACAUCAAAGAUCACAGUGGUGUUGCGCAGGCAAAUCCCCAACUUGCGGUGGCCAAGGACCAGAGACAAUUAGCCGACAGGAUGAAAAAACUUGAACUCCCUGGAAAGUCGAAAAGAAUUAAUGACCAAGUGUCUGCUGGUCCGGACUGGUUUGACCUCCCAAAGACGGACCUGACUCCCCAGCUCAAGCGCGACCUCCAGCUCAUCGAGAUGCGAUCAGUCCUGGAUCCCCACAGACAUUAUAAGAAGAACAACCGGAGAGGAAAGAUACCAACGUUUUCCCAGACCGGGACCGUCAUCGAGGGUCCAACAGAAUUUUUCAGCGCAAGAAUUAACAAGAAAGACCGUUCCAAUAACUUCGUGAACGAGGCCAUGGCGGUGGAACAAGAGACGGGACGCUUCAAACGGAAGUACGCAGAGAUACAGGACUCCAAGACAAGUGGCAAGAAGGCUCACUACAAAAAGCUCAUGGCCAAGCGGAGGAAGAAGCCUUGA
This is a messenger RNA of Exophiala spinifera, 687 nucleotides long. RefSeq lists its product as uncharacterized. Gene Ontology annotation, biological process: RNA processing. Gene Ontology annotation, cellular component: nucleolus. Lineage: Eukaryota; Fungi; Ascomycota; Eurotiomycetes; Chaetothyriales; Herpotrichiellaceae. The coding region runs from base 1 to 687 and encodes 228 amino acids. Gene Ontology annotation, molecular function: RNA binding. The transcript is spliced from 3 exons. The record is from RefSeq and is a predicted model, not a curated record.